This is a messenger RNA of Pediculus humanus corporis (human body louse), 3804 nucleotides long. RefSeq lists its product as uncharacterized. Bases 1 to 3804 code for a protein of 1267 amino acids. Gene Ontology annotation, molecular function: polyubiquitin modification-dependent protein binding; misfolded protein binding. The transcript has 22 exons. The record is from RefSeq and is a predicted model, not a curated record. NCBI's taxonomy places the organism in Eukaryota, Metazoa, Arthropoda, Insecta, Psocodea, Pediculidae. Gene Ontology annotation, cellular component: BAT3 complex.
AUGUUAGAAUUAACAGUCAAAACUUUGGAUUCUCAGAAUCAUUCAUUUACAGUUCCGGAUGAGACCACUAUUCUUCAGCUCAAAGAGAGCAUUUUGGAAAAAAUGGGUGUUCCUGUUGAAAUCCAAAGACUAAUAUUUCAUGGAAAAGUUCUGCAAGAUGAGAAAAAGUUAUCAGAUUAUGGUGAUGUCAAUGGUAAAGUUAUUCACCUUGUUCAAAGACCUCCUCCUCCUCCUAGCAGAGGCAAUGCCAAUAAUAGUUCUGAGGGUAAUCAGAGGACAAACAACAGAAGAGCUCACUAUAGUAACAGAGACAGAAUUGAUGGUAGUAGUUCUACUUAUCUUGGAACAAUGGCUUUCCCUACUGAUUUUAUAGAACCACAAGGAAUGAUACAAUUGCCUCCCAGUCAGCGUUUAUCGCGAAGAAGACUUCUUGUUGCACAGAGGAUGCUCAAUCAAGCAGGGGCUUGCAUAACAGCUUUAGAAAAUAAUGAAAGUCAACCUUCGAACGUUACAGAAUCCCAAGAAACAUCAACUUCUGUUAAUUUUAUAUCAUCUAAUACUUCAAACAAUGUGGUGACGUCCACAUUUUGGGCAAUAAUGCUAUUAUUGCUUGCAGGGAGGGAAGAAGCAGAUAUGUUUCUUGGAGAAACAACGGGUAGUAUUGCGCGAGCAGCACAAGCUGCUACCGCAGCAGCUAUCGCGGCUGCGGUUUCUGCAGCGCACUCUGUUGUACCACACAUCACCGUUAGAGGUGCAUCAGGUCAGAAUGACUCUCCUAAUUCCAACCUGGAUAACACAAACUCGAAUAUGAGCGAUUUAAAUCUUAACCUCAACAUUAAUGAAAAUCAUCCGGAAGAUGUUGCAGUCGAGGUUGAAAUAGGAGCGAAUAGCGACGUCAGUGUUGAUGAGUGUCACGAUGGUGAUUCAAUUGCUAAUAAUUUAGAUAAUAAUCCCUCAGGAAAUAAUACGGCUCCUCCUCGUCUUAGUGUUGAGCGAACAUCAUCUUUUGCCACAUUGAUAGAACAAUUGGAAGAACAACAACGUCGAUUUCAAGGCGUUUUAAGGCGAUGCCAUCAGUUGAUGAGUUCACCUACUGCCGAAGAAUGUCAAAGAUUAUUUAAUGGAGUUUCGGAAACAAUGCAUCAUUUUGCUCACGCUUAUCACGCUUUGAGCGACAUCAUGGUUGAUUUUAAUGAAGAUACUCCAAGGACUUUAAGAUGCCGUCCUGUGAUAAUUCAACAUUCGGCCAUUUUAGAAACUGUAUUUCCAAUACAAGUACUCGAAGCCCAAAUUAAUUUAAGCACUCGUCGUAAUACGGUAGACGGUAAUUCAAAUUUGACUAAUUCAGGCACAAAUCAACAACCUUCUGCCAAUGUUAAUACAACAACAAACAAUGCAAAUACAAAUGGUAAUUCAAACGUAAAUGCAAACGUAAACGGAAACACAAUCGGAAACGCAAGUGUGAACGCAAACGUUAACAUGAACCCAAACACAAAUGGUGCUAAUUUGCCAGCUCAUAAUGAAAAUUCAAAUUCUGAAAAUUUACCAAACUCGCAACCUCCUGAAACUUUUCAGGAAAAUGGAAUGGAAAAUAUGACUCCUCAAGAAUCCGCUUCGUCCUUCACGUCGACAACCACUCAGCAAUCCGAAGAAAGAUCUCAAUCCUCGCAAAUCGGUGGCAUCAACAACACAUCUGGAUUUUUUCUUUCAGGACCAGGUAAUUUAGAAGUUUUUAUGGAUUUUAGACCCGAGAGUGUAACCUUAGGAUCUGUAGAAACUACCGUAUUUUUGGACAAUGAAGGCCGGGAAAGAAAUAACUCGGGAAGUGGCAUACAGCUUAGAAAUAUAGGAACUGGUCGUUCGCCUAUGGAAUUAUUACAUUCGGUACAGGCUGUCGCUGGUCAAAUUCAAAAUCAGUUAAUGAAUCGUAUUAAUCAAAAUUCACCCCAAACUGAUAAUCCACCUCCGUAUGAAGGGGUCGUGCAGCAAAGUUCAAGUGCUAGUGGUAUGUCAAACCAAUCUGCUCCUUCACGUGCUCAAAGUAGUGCUUCUACUGAGUCGAAUACAACAACACAAAACGCUUCCAACUCUCGACCACAUGUUCACGUUGGACGUGCUAUUCCGGAUGUUGCUUUGAAUUCUUACGAUCCUUUUCUGCCUUGCAAUUCGCAUCAUAUAAGAUCACAAAACAGGAAUUCAAACAGGAAUGCCAAUUCUCAAACUACAAAUAGGAACGCUGCUGAAAAUGAACGUCCUACGGUUAUCGCAGAACGAGAUUCAUUUAUGGCAAUGAUGUCACAAUUCCUUAACCCGCAAAGAGUAAAUGUAUCUAGAGUACAACCUAGGCAAAGUAACGGUACGUCAAAUGGUAGUUCCCCCGCGCCAAAUGCAAAUGGAACGAGUCCUCGAAACGUACCUCGUAGACAAAAUACUCAAACGGGACAGCCGGAAUCGACCAAUGAAGAACCUCCUCGUAGUUUCACUUGGACUCCGUUGCCAAACAAUAUCACCGGUUGGUCGCUCUCUGCUUCACCUGCAUCACCUGGAACAAGAAGAAAUAUAACUGAUUAUUUUAGAGUGUCCAGCGGUAGAGAUGUAUUUUCUAUAUUUAAUCAGUUUGCACCGGGAACCACGAUAGCCGAGUUUUUAUCCACAGUCUAUCACACUUCUUACAAUGAAGGAGAAUCUAUUGUUAGUGAUUUUCUAAUGACAUUGGCUCGAAAUUUAUCAUGGCCUGAUCUUCUUGAUUUGUCGGUGGCGCAAAGAAGUAUGGUCGAAUCAAUUGUUACUCGGUUGCAUCCGACUUUGCAUACUUUUGUUUUGCAACGUCUAUUGCAGGGUGAAACUCCAUCAGCUGAAAAUAUUGCCAGAGCUUGUGAACGUUUAUACACAGAACUCAGACCGUAUAUUGAUGUCAUGCAAGUAGCAAGACUAAAAGAAUCGGUGGAUUUAGCUGCUACGAUAAACAAUUUUAAUCAAUCUCAAAUACCCGAAAUUGUUGGACUCAUUGUCGAUCCAUAUCUUAGUCAAUCUCCUAAUUUCGGUCAAACCAUGACGCAAAGGGUAAGGAACUACGUGAGACAACUUUUGGCCAUUAUUAUUUACUGCUGUCAAGAUGGAGUUCAAGGAUUUGACGCCAUUGUUCAAAGUUGCGUGCGACUACUCACCCAAGGCGUUCCAGAAGAUUUACAACAAUGGACUGAAACCAAUUCGGUGAAUAAUCUUCGUUAUUACACAUCAACUCUUAAUGUACCUUUUGAAGACAUUCAACGUUAUUUGGUUUAUCGCAUUCCAAAUUCAACAAUAGAAAAACGGGAAUCAUCUGAAAAUAAUUCUGAACCGAUGGAAACUGACACCAUACAGAAUCGAACGGUUUGGAUUCAACCGGAGAACGUGCCGUCACCGGAGAAAGUAGACGAACCGAUUGCAGAAUCUCUGGUCGAUAUAGAUGGAGAUGGUUUGCCGGAUGUAUUAAUAGGUUCAGAAUCGUGGCAUAAUGCCUUACCCUCGGAAUGGGUUCCUAUAAUAGCUAGAGACACUCAAAGACAGCGUCGCCAAAGCUCACAGAAACCUUUCAGCGAUGCGUAUUUAUCUAGUUUACCUCCUAAACGUCGUAAAUUGAUAGCAUCAUCCAAGACUCAGGGAAACAUUUCUCAAGUUAUAUCCGAUGGCGUACGCAAUGCUAUAACUGCAGCCGGAGUGAGUUCAAACGUUGCCGAAAAAGCAAUCGCAGAAGCAGGGAAAGAUGACGUUCUUCAAGAAGCUUACAAGGAACAAGAACGAGUCGUCGUCGAAGUAGAAUGA